Molecule: messenger RNA, 1437 nt
Organism: Eurytemora carolleeae
Lineage: Eukaryota; Metazoa; Arthropoda; Copepoda; Calanoida; Temoridae
Product: prostatic acid phosphatase
Exons: 14
Coding region: 25-1212 (395 amino acids)
Biological process (GO): dephosphorylation
Molecular function (GO): phosphatase activity
Source: RefSeq, a predicted model, not a curated record
UUUCAUAUUUUUAUUUCAGAGAAUAUGUUUCUCUCUAUCCUUCUUUUUUUUCCUCCUCUUCUUCUUCCUUCUCCUUCUAGUGGACUUAGCAAGGAGCUAGAAGGACUUAAGCUUGUUCAUAUUGUAUUUAGACACGGAGACAGAACUCCAAUAGAUAUAUUUCCAACAGAUCCCUAUAAGGACCGUAGUAAUUGGCCGGUUGGGUUUGGUCAGCUGUUAAACCGCGGGAAAUUACGCCAUUUUGAACUAGGGCAAUGGCUUCGUCAAAGGUAUUUUGGAUUCCUUGGAGAUGUUUACGAUGAAAACGAGAUUUAUGUCAGGUCUACUGACGUGGAUCGAACCCUGAUGUCAGCUGAAGCUAAUCUAGCUGGCCUCUAUCCUCCAACCUCCAACCAACGAUGGAACAAAGAUCUUGCCUGGGAACCAAUUCCUGUUCAUACAGUACCACAGAGUGAAGAUGCUCUUCUUUCCUCCCACGCUGACUGUCCAAGAUUUACUGAACUUCAAGAACAGCUGCUAGUGUCAGAAGACUUCAGGUAUUUAUCAGACUAUGUUUAUGACACCCUGAAGAUUGAAACUGAAAUGAACUUCACCCUGGAUCCUUGGACUAAAUCAGUCUUUCCAGAUGGAAAAUUUGCGGAGUUGAAGGAUUUCUCCUUCCUAGUUGACACCUACACUCCUGAACUAAGGAAGCUCAAGGGAGGUCCUUUCCUCAAGGAGAUGAUUGAACAUCUUGACAAGUUUAAAUCUGGAGAACUGGAUCCAGCAAAUAGAAAAGUGUUUAUGUACAGCGGACAUGAUACAACAAUUGCUCCUAUUCUUCAUACUUUAGAUGUUUUUGACCCUCCAAUUGCUCCUGCCUAUGCUGCUACUAUACUAUUCGAACUACUGGAGAAGGAAGGAGUUCUAAGCCUGCAAGUCUCCUACAAGAAUGAGUCUGGCGAUCCAUUUAUCCUGACUAUUCCAGGAUGUACCCAGCGUUGUCCUCUUGACAAACUAAAGGUAUUGUUGGCUCCAAUGAUCCCUGAAGACUGGAGAGCUGAAUGUGGUUUAAAGGAUUCUAAUAGUUUAGAGACUAGGGUCACAUUCAUAGCUGCUGUUGUAAGCUCUAUUAUGGCUGUAACGGUACUGUUGGGAGUUGUUUACAUUAUCUGUAAGAAAAAACAGGAUGGACCUGAAGCUAGGUAUCAGCGAGUGGCUAACGAAAUAUGAACAGACUGAUUUUACAAAGUGCUUAGGAUCCAUUCCAUUCAUUUUGAUGCAAAUCCUGCACUCAGUCCAAAAAAAGGUUCAUGAACAUUUCUCAAGAUUUACUGAUUUUUAAGCAAACAAUACCCCGUUUAUUUUUUCGCUUAUUUUAUGCUAAAACUUAUCAAAGCAUUCAGAGAUGAUUCUAAAUAUGCUAUUAAUACAUUGAUAACCAGGAAACAAAUGGAA